This is a messenger RNA of Symbiodinium natans, 1431 nucleotides long. Lineage: Eukaryota; Dinophyceae; Suessiales; Symbiodiniaceae. The record is from the annotation of a GenBank genome assembly.
AUGAGUUCCAUGCAGGAGAUGGACAAAGAGCUUCGUCUCAAUACGUCCGAUGAAGAAAGGCGUGACUCGAUCUACAUGCAGGAUAUGCAUUGGAGCGUGAAGCAUCAGCUUCCUUGGUCAACUUUUCUUCGGCCCUCCAAGCAGUACUCGCACCAUGUCUCCAAGCCAAAGAACCUGUUCAUGCUCUGCUUCGGGCCUCGAGUCGCCUCGUACCCGCACAAGCGUGAGGGAGGACAGCACAUCCUUGCGGACAUGAACAUGGCUGGAUGCAACGGCUUCUGGGAUCUCGAGGAUAUCACGGAGCACAUGGCUCGCAUUCGGAAGCUCUUUGCGCCGGAGAUGUGCUUUGAAUACAAGCUCCGAAAAGACCUAAAGCUGAAGUUCAUGGAGACGUUUGUUGCAAUGAACCAAGAGUUUGAGAACGCGAUGGCUGGCAAGUAUACCCAGACGAUUGGGGAGUUGGAUCCCACUCGCUCCAAGAAGCUGGAGCAGUUCUUUGAACGCACAGUUAUGAGCGAGCACACGGACGAGAUGAGCGCGACGAAAGCCGCCGGAAAGUAUGAAGAUUUUUCGAAGCUGAUGGCGAAGGCCCACAGCAAGUGGGUGAUCUGUGGAGCCCAUAGCAGAGAGAGCGAGGACGCCUUUGGGGUGGAAGACAACUUCUUCAGGAACCCGAAGUCUUAUGAGAAGUGGAUAGGUUCCAUGGCUGAAGAAAAUACGCCUGAGUGCAAAACCUUGGAUGGUUCCAUCGGCUGCGUCAAGUGUGCCAUUGCCGUGAAAGACAAGCACAACUGCCCCAUUCGCCUUGAUGUCAAGUUACAAGACAUCUACCGGGCCCUCAAGCGAAAUGCAUAUCCCUUCUUGGUGAGCCAAUACGGAGUGCGAGAAGAAAAGGAGACGGAAGAAGGCAUCCGGUUGGUGAAUGUCACCAAGGAAGGCACAUGUCUCUUGCGAAAGAGUCCGCUGAACAUGCGGCGUGUCUUCGCUGAAGCAGGCAGAGAGAAGGCACGAGAAGAGUUCUUCAAAGCAACGAAAGACGACACCGUGGUGAUCUUGAGGGACAUCGAGCACCUCAACACACACCUUCAAGCCGAAAAGAGGUCUGACAGGAUCCUCGAGACGACAGACCGCUAUCCCAUCAGGGAGCGCCUGGAGGAGAAGGCUCUGCGCGAGAAUGGCAAUGCAACGCUGCCGGGUGGCGUGGUCGACUACGAGGAUGUCAUGAGCGCCUUCAGCCAGACGUACAAAGACACCGUGGAGGAGUUCGCGCAGUGGUUCGUGUUUUCCGACAGGAUCAAGGAGGCGCAGAACAGGCCAGAACACAAGGUGGACUACAUCAUCAGCUGCCCCUGCUCCAAAGGAGAUUUUGACGUCAAUGAGUACUUCCAGGACAUCGGCAGCCAAGGCAUGUCUGAGUACUACAACCGAUGA